AUGGACACUGUCACUGAACACUCCAUGGCUAUCCAUAUGGCACUUUUGGGAGGCCUCGGUGUGAUUCACCACAACUGUUCGGCCGAAGAGCAGGCUGAAAUGGUUAGGAAGGUGAAACGAUAUGAGAACGGGUUUAUCCUCGACCCAGUCGUCAUCUCUCCAAAGACUACAGUCGCCGAGGUCAAGGAGUUGAAGCAGAAGUGGGGAUUCGGAGGAUUUCCUGUGACUGGUAAGUCAUAUAUUUAUAUAUUAUUUAUGUUUUAUCAAACCCCUUCCAAUGAUGUUCUGGUUGGUAUUGUCACCAGCAGGGACAUCCAAUUUCACCCCGAGUUGAGCGAUCCGGUUACCGCUGUCAUGACCACCGACCUUGUAACUGCUCCCUCUGGCACUACCUUAGCUGAAGCCAACGAAGUCCUUCGUGCUUCCAAAAAGGGCAAACUCCCAAUUGUUGAUGAGGCAGGAAAUAUUGUUUCUCUGCUUUCUCGCUCUGACCUGAUGAAGAACCUCCACUACCCACUUGCUUCUAAGCUUCCCGACUCGAAGCAGCUUAUUUGCGCUGCGUCUAUCGGCACUCGUCCCGCUGACAAGGACAGACUUCAGAAGCUUGUUGAGGCUGGCCUUGACGUUGUUGUCCUCGACAGCAGCCAGGGUAACAGCAUGUACCAGAUCGAGAUGAUUAAACACAUCAAGGCUACACAUCCGGAAAUUGACGUCAUUGCCGGUAACGUCGUCACUCGCGAGCAAGCCGCGUCUCUAAUUGCUGCCGGUGCCGAUGGCCUCAGAAUCGGUAUGGGCAGUGGUAGUGCUUGCAUCACCCAGGAAGUUAUGGCAGUUGGCAGACCCCAAGCAGCCGCUGUUCACAGCGUAACUGAAUUCGCCUCACGUUUCGGCGUUCCCUGUAUUGCCGAUGGUGGUGUCCAGAACGUGGGUCAUAUCGUCAAGGCUCUUGCCAUGGGUGCUUCCACCGUAAUGAUGGGCGGUCUUUUGGCCGGUACCACGGAGUCUCCAGGCCAGUAUUUCGUCAGCCGCGAAGGACAACUCGUCAAAGCUUACCGUGGAAUGGGUAGCAUUGAUGCCAUGGAGGAAAAGAAGGCAGGCGGCAGCUCCACUGGUAACAAGAGCACUGCCGGUACUGCCAGAUAUUUUUCUGAGAAGGACAGCCUGCUUGUCGCUCAGGGUGUCUCUGGCUCCGUCCUAGACCGUGGCUCCAUCACCAAGUUCGUUCCAUAUCUCAUUGCCGGUGUCCAGCACUCGUUCCAGGAUAUGGGUGUCAAGAGCUUGCGUGAACUACACGAUGGUGUCGCGAAGGGAACUGUUCGCUUCGAGGUCCGAACUACCAGUGCCCAAGCCGAAGGAAAUGUCCACGGCCUACAUACCUACGAUAAGAAGCUGUACUCUUAA
Trichophyton benhamiae CBS 112371 is the source of this 1401-nucleotide messenger RNA. RefSeq lists its product as uncharacterized. NCBI's taxonomy places the organism in Eukaryota, Fungi, Ascomycota, Eurotiomycetes, Onygenales, Arthrodermataceae. Bases 1 to 1401 code for a protein of 466 amino acids. Gene Ontology annotation, biological process: GTP biosynthetic process. Gene Ontology annotation, cellular component: cytoplasm. Gene Ontology annotation, molecular function: IMP dehydrogenase activity. The record is from RefSeq and is a predicted model, not a curated record. The transcript is spliced from 2 exons.